AAAUUGAUAUCAUUUCUGAAUAUUAAAAUGGUGUUGGUUUAUUUUGUCUUCUUCCUCAUUUCAAGUCCUUUUGAGAUUCUUUUGUUUAACCCACUCCCCUCCAUGUCUCUCUCUUCUUAAAUUCUCCCAUUUCCCUUUCUUCCCCAGCUUUCUUUUCCCUUUUCAUCAUCCAUUUCCUAUUUUUCUUUACUCGAUUUCUCGAGGUCUGAGCAUGGCGGAGGAGCACGGCUACCAAUCGCCCGAAGGCCACCGCCUCUGCGCCAACAACUGCGGCUUUUUCGGCAGCCCGGCGACGCAGAAUUACUGCUCCAAAUGCUACCGGGACAUCUGCCUCAAGGCCGCCCAAUCCAAACCCAAGGCUCCGGUGGAUUCCGUGUUCGCCGCGCCGCCGGCGUCUGCUUCGUCGCCGGAGAAUUUGAAGGGAAGGGCGGCCGCGGCAGAUAAGGUGGAGGAGGCGGCGGCGGCGGUGGUGCUGCCGCAGCAGGCGACGAACCGGUGCUCGGCUUGCCGGAAGAAGGUUGGGUUGACGGGAUUCCGGUGCCGGUGCGGGGUCACCUUCUGUGGGGUCCACCGGUACCCCGAGAAUCACGGAUGCUCGUUCGAUUUUAAGGCCUUGGGCAGAGAAGCCAUCGCCAAGGCCAAUCCUCUAAUCAAGGCGGAGAAGCUGGAGAAGAUAUGAUCUCGCCCGUCGGUCGAUUCCGGCCGCCUUUCCGCCGGAAAAUGGGUUGACGAUGAUAAUAUUUGAUAAUUGUCUAAGGAGAGAGAGAGAGAGAGAGCUAAAAAAAAAAAAUCAAAAAAACAAAAAAGAGAAUCGUGGGAUAUCACGUCAGCCAUACGUGAUUGUCGACAUGUAUAUUCAUCUUUUUCAUUUUCUAUUUUUCUUUUCUCGUUAAUAAUUGUUGUGCAAUUACUACUUGAUUGGUGAUGU
Molecule: messenger RNA, 928 nt
Organism: Ipomoea nil (Japanese morning glory)
Lineage: Eukaryota; Viridiplantae; Streptophyta; Magnoliopsida; Solanales; Convolvulaceae
Product: zinc finger A20 and AN1 domain-containing stress-associated protein 6-like
Exons: 1
Coding region: 212-679 (155 amino acids)
Molecular function (GO): zinc ion binding; DNA binding
Source: RefSeq, a predicted model, not a curated record